Botrytis sinoallii is the source of this 2265-nucleotide messenger RNA. RefSeq lists its product as uncharacterized. NCBI's taxonomy places the organism in Eukaryota, Fungi, Ascomycota, Leotiomycetes, Helotiales, Sclerotiniaceae. The record is from RefSeq and is a predicted model, not a curated record. The transcript has 5 exons. The coding region runs from base 57 to 1301 and encodes 414 amino acids. Gene Ontology annotation, biological process: attachment of spindle microtubules to kinetochore. Gene Ontology annotation, cellular component: mitotic spindle; mitotic spindle pole body; DASH complex.
UCAGCAACCCGAAAAAUUCCAGUCUCUGAACGAGAUACCGAAUUCCAGUAAAAAGUAUGUCUCGAGCUAGUGUGUCGUCUGCAAGACCACUUUCUCUUACGGAAGAGCUUGAGAAGCUAGAGCAAUCUAUCACUUUGACUCUCCAAGAAAUUGAUCACAACUUUAGUCGAGCACAUCGCAUCGUUACUACAAGUAUCCUACCGGUCGUUGAACAAUAUGCCAACCAUUCAAAUGCGGUUUGGGAAGGGUCAAAGUUUUGGAAACAAUUUUUUGAAGCCAGUGCCAAUGUCUCAUUAUUACAAGUAGAGCAACAGGAGGAGGAGGAGGAUGUCUCAUAUGCCCAGUCCCACGAAGAACCAAGCCAAUAUACUGCAUCGCACGUUGAUGAUGAAACUGUCCGAACGGAAGAUGAUGGACAUCAUUCUUAUGAUCAGGAUGAUUCAAUGUUAGAAGAUAAUGACAUAAGUGGUAGCACACCUCGAGCUCCUCCUCCCAGAAAGGAUAAAGAAGCACAAUUUGCAGACUUCUCAUCACCAUACGAGGACUUGAGGAGGGAACUUAAAGGAGCGACAUUACAGGAUGAUGAAGAUGACACACAACUACCAAGUACACCUGGAGCAAAGCAAAGGGCGCCGGAUAUGUCAAUGUUACCAGACUCAUCCCCAUUUGACCCAGCCUCAUAUCGAAUGGACCCGACUUUAUAUGAUUUACCAUCAAAUGCUCAAACUUACAUACCAUCAACGGCUCAAAAGUCAAAAGAUCCUCAAUACCUUAAAAUGCUAGAGAAGAAUUAUCGAAUCCAAGCUACACCACUUACAAAUCGGAAAGAAAAGAAAACACCUGCCAACAAACCCUCAUGGCGAGAUAACCAUUCACCAUUGUCUUCACCGCCAGCUGCAGCACCUCAAUUACACGCUGAUAUAUUCAGCUCGCCGGUUAGACAACCAUAUAGACAAAAUGCACCGCGCACUCCCGGUGUAAGCGUUCAAACCCCCGCGAAAGGCAAGUCAAAGGAUAUCUUUGCCAGAUCUGUGAAGAAAGAGAAAGAUGAGAUUACAUGGGAAAGCGAUAGUGAUGAAGAUGCGGAGGAUAUCUACAAGGAACUUGGAAUGAGUCCUCCAAAGACCAUUCAAUUUUCCCUACCGCAAUCAAGAUUAUUACAGACUCCUGCACGAGAAGCAAGUAAAAGAAUUGUUGAAGAUCUUCUGACCACCGCAGGAGCUGGAUUUGACAAUACCGACGAACUGGACAAUAGUCCAAGUAUAGUUGCGAUGAAAGAUGAUUUUGAUGAUAGUUUUUGAGAAACUUAAAUUUAUUUAUUAAAAGCCUAACGAGAUAUGAAAAUCAAGAAGUCAAUUUCCAACACUAAACUAGAGCUACCAAAACGCCGUUUCCCAAGAAAAUCCGCUCUCAGUCAGAAUAGAAUUGUUUCAUAAGUAUCUGGCUUUGAUCCAGACACUGCCAGUAUGCGACCAAUGAUUCAAAACAAACUCCACCGAACCCCAUACCGAAAGAUAUAUAAUGUCGCAGCAAUAUCGUAGAAUCCCCAAAUUCCAAGGAUCUGCGGUAACAACACCAUUCAAAUAAACAUACGAAUUGAACGCUGGCUAUGAUUACUUCAUAGCCAUGAUCAUGUAUGUCUCCGUGAGUGAUUGUCUCGCUACCAAUCCAAUCAAGUCAGCCUCCUCCUACCCUUUCAUUCAUGUCUAUCACAUCAGACUUUGGGGUCGAACGUACGUGUCUUCUCACUUGGCGUCGAGGGAUCGAUCAAGGUUUUCUCGUUCGACUUGGCUGCUUCCCUCUUCGAAUGCUCCUUAUGCGAGAACUUCGCUUUGAGUGUACUAAGCGGAUGCUUCAAAAAAGAAAUGGUGGAAGUGGUGCUGUAGAGUGAAGAGGUAUCGUUUGCGGGAGUGUAUGUGGUAGUGGUAUCCAUUGAAUCUUUUGGAGAGGAGGAAGAUGUAGCAGUAUAGGAUCUAGAGGUGGAGUAGGAGACGGGUGUUGCUUUUGGGGAUUUGGGAGAGGAGGGAUGGAAGAGCGUUGGGGGCUUUUCGUUUGGAAAACCUGGGCUGGGUAGGCGGGGAAUCCGGCAGGCAUUUUUAUAAAUGUACUGUUGAUGAUGUUUGAGAUGUUGGUGAUGGUAGAAUUGUGACUUUGAAAAAUGAAUUUGAUGUUGAGAUAGUUGUGUUACUUUUAUGUGAAUUAAUAUCUUCUUAUAUCUGAUUGAUGAUGAUGAUGAUGAUGAUGAUGAUGAUGAUGAUGAUGAUG